AUGCUGUCCUCAAUCCCUCUCAUCUUCCCCCGCGACGCACACACCCUCUGGUACACCCCCACCAGCACCUUCACCCCCACCGCCCCCCCCUCCUACACCACACACCCCUCCCCCCCCCUCCCCACCAGCCAAAACAUCCACCCCUCCGCCCUCCCGCACCGCCAACAACUCCUUCACCGCCGCACCCCCACCAUCUCCCCCCUCACCCAACUCGCCCUCGACGAGCAAUCCCUGCACCAGCGCAAAGUGCACAUCCAGCGCUUCGGCGCCACAUGGAUCAAGCCGCCGGGGAUCCACAAGACGUACCAGGGCGAGCUCGACGACAAGGCCGAGCGCGAAGAGGCCGAGCGGCAGGCCAUGAUGGAGGACGACGGCGGCGGCGGCUUCGACGACGAGGACGGCGAGGGCGGCGUGACGAGGGAUGAGGAGGGGGAGGAGGGGGAGGAGGUGGAUCUGGAUGCGGGGAUUCCCGAGGUGGAUUCGCUGCUGAGUGAUGAUGACGAUGAGCUCAGUGAGGAGGAGGAGGGGGAGGAGGCGGAUCUGGAUGCGGGGGUGCCGGAGGCGGAUGCGGUGUGGGAGGAUGAGGAGGAGGAGGAGGAGGAGGAGGAGGAGGACGAGGAGGAGUUCGACUAUGAGGAGGAUGAGGAGGAGGAGGAGACGCAGCAUACCGGUGGCAUUGAGUCCAGCCCGCAUCAGGCGAUGUACUCGCAUGAUGAGCACUUUGGCCCGCCGGAUUCACGGGUCGAGCAGAGGCUUCGCGCCUAUCCGAGGCGCUCGCUCGUCAGGAGCGACGAUGAGAUGGAGGUCGAUAGCGACAACUAG
Molecule: messenger RNA, 822 nt
Organism: Morchella sextelata
Lineage: Eukaryota; Fungi; Ascomycota; Pezizomycetes; Pezizales; Morchellaceae
Exons: 2
Coding region: 1-822 (273 amino acids)
Biological process (GO): anaphase-promoting complex-dependent catabolic process
Cellular component (GO): anaphase-promoting complex
Source: RefSeq, a predicted model, not a curated record